AUGUCAGAAGUUCUCACUCUAGAUGCCAUCUUGUUUGGAGUGCUUGUCUUCACAGGCAUCCUGGGAAACAUACUGGUCAUUCAUGUGGUAUUCAAGUCAGCUGCUGAAAGUCAGUCUCAUUGGCUUCCUCCAUCAGACACCAUCUUGGUGCACCUGUCCCUUGCCAACCUCCUGACUUCCCUCUUCCGUACCAUGCCCAUUUUUGUGUCUGACCUGGGCCUGGAAGUUACCCUCGCCCCUGGCUGGUGCCGCUUCUUCAUGCUGCUGUGGGUAUGGUGGCGGGCUGUGGGUUGCUGGGUCACCCUGGCCCUCAGUACCUUCCACUACUCCACACUGAAACGUAGUCACAUGUCGAUGGGCGCAUUGGCGCAGAAACGGGAGAGGAAUCGGGUGUGGAUAGCCCUGGGGCUGGUGUGGGGUGCAAACCUGGCCUUCUCCUUGCCAGCACUGGUCUAUACCACCCACGUCCAUGGCAAUGCCACGGUGGAGCUGAUGGUGAUCAGCUGCACCACCCGGCCCUUGCUUGGCUGCGUCUGGGAGUUCCCUACCGUAGAGCAGGGCACUGCCUUUGCUUCCGCUUCUCUAGCAUUUAACGAGGUAUUGCCUUUGCUCCUGAUGAUAGCCACCAAUCUGGCUACUUUACAUGCCUUGUACAAGCACAUCCGGGUAGUCACCUCCGGGGGCGAGGCGGAGGGCGCUAAGCCGGGCGACCUAGACAAACAUGUGGCCAGUGAACGUAAGGCAGGUCAUGUGAUCAUGUCACUCGUCUCACUGUUUGUGGUGUGCUGGGCUCUGCAGGUUGCUGCAGUGACAUAUUACAACCACGACAGGGGUCGCCAUGCGGAACAGCUGUUGACUGUGGCCCAUUUCUCUGCCUCACUGUUUGUGGGCUUUAGUCCCAUGGUGGUGGCCCUUGGACACGGUAAGCUGAGAAAGAGAAUCAUAGGGAUGUUCAAGGAGUGGGGUGAUGUGGUCAAAUGUCGACAACGGGACACAGCUGAGAAAGAGAUCAAAGCUUCAGAGACUACUGGGAAAAAGGUGAAACCAACUAUUGUUGUUGUUCAAAAUAAGUUAUCAUUGUAG
This is a messenger RNA of Hypomesus transpacificus, 1083 nucleotides long. Its product is annotated as olfactory receptor class A-like protein 4. Lineage: Eukaryota; Metazoa; Chordata; Actinopteri; Osmeriformes; Osmeridae. The transcript has 2 exons. Gene Ontology annotation, molecular function: G protein-coupled receptor activity. The record is from RefSeq and is a predicted model, not a curated record. Gene Ontology annotation, cellular component: membrane. The coding region runs from base 1 to 1083 and encodes 360 amino acids. Gene Ontology annotation, biological process: G protein-coupled receptor signaling pathway.